AUUGGGUCCUCACCGCAUGAAAACAGUUUGUAGUUUUUGUAGUCUCCAAAAAAUAUAAAUCGUUAGCUAUAAUUAAACGUCAGUUUCGCUCGUUUGCGGGAUGGACGCGGAUAAUGAGAGUCAGUUGGAAAGACGAGCGGUUGAGGAACUCCUGAAAGAGGCCAGUAGAGCCAGAGUGCGGGCAGAGACCAUGGGGCCUGCAGGGUGGAUGAAGUGCCCUCUAGGAAGCACCAAUAAACGUUUCCUGCUGAACACGCUCCGGUCGUCUGCUCUGGAGCGCCGCUCUGGUGGCCAGACAGCUACAACGAGGAGAGAAGACGAGCGCAGGAGUGAAGGAGAUAAACGUUAUCGCAGUGAGGAGAAAGAGCGCAGCCACAGGAAAGACAGAGAACACAGGAAAGAACAAACUGGCUCUCAUUCUCAGUCUGAAAGACAACACACCUCCUCUAGGAACGCUUUGGCAUCCAGAGAACACUCGCCCCACCACUCAAACAGGACACGCUCACGCUCACCUGUCAGAGACCGGUCAGCGCUCAGGAAAUCCAGGGACAGGACGUGAAAAUGAUGCAGGAAACUUAUAAACUUAUGAAAUAUAUACUGGAGGGCAAAUCAUCAUCCAUCUAGAUCGCUGCCCAUACUGUCACAUCUCUCAGCGGAUGCAAGAUUUCUUUUAAACCUUCCUUCCAUCAGUACCCUGGUCUAUCUAAUUGUUUUUAAGCCUUUUCUAUUUGAUUUUUUGUGGGACUGGGCACUUUAGACAUUUUUGGUAUGAAUAUUUACAUUUUUUAACAAAAUCCCACAUUGAACUCAAAUGUUCCACAAUGUAUUGUGCAGAAGGUUUGACGUGUUUAUUGUGUGCAGGUAGCAUUUCUGUACUUUCCAUAUACACCUCCUUUUAGAUGUGUUUCAUUUUGCUUAAUGUGUCAGCUACCUGUGUCCCAACGUUGUCUGUGAAAAUACAAUACACUGUUUCAUUUUUCAACUGAACACCCUACUUGAGUGAUUAAGGAAACAAAUACUAAGAGGAAUUUGGGAUUGCUGAUACCUGUAUAUGCCAUGCCCAUCACUACUUUUUGUUUUUCGUGCCACAUGUUUUGGUAAAAAAUAAACACAGAGAGCCAGUCAGUAAAACAAGCAAAGUACAGGGAUUGAUUAAGUAAUGAAUUGCUUCUUUUUCUUAUAGGCAAUUCACUGUCAAAUGGCUUAGUUUGGUGUCCCAAACUCCUUGUUAAUUAUUCCUAAAGGUACAAUAGUGAAUAAACUGAUAGAGAGAAACAUUAGGAAUUGACCAGUCUUUUGUACAUUGGAGUGCCCUUAGCAUAUACACUGUACAUUAUGGGAUUUUACAGUGGCAAUGUAUUGUGCUUAGUGGCAUUAAGUAGAGGUGGGCAAUAUGAAGAUAUUUUAUAGUUAUCAUGGUAAACAGUUUGCGUUUCUGAGUAUAUUGUGGCUGUUUGUAAAUGUGGCACAAGU
Colossoma macropomum (tambaqui) is the source of this 1473-nucleotide messenger RNA. RefSeq names its product protein POLR1D-like. The transcript has 3 exons. The record is from RefSeq and is a predicted model, not a curated record. NCBI's taxonomy places the organism in Eukaryota, Metazoa, Chordata, Actinopteri, Characiformes, Serrasalmidae. Bases 101 to 559 code for a protein of 152 amino acids.